Messenger RNA from Entamoeba dispar SAW760, 684 nucleotides. RefSeq lists its product as uncharacterized. Gene Ontology annotation, molecular function: GTPase activity; GTP binding. Lineage: Eukaryota; Evosea; Mastigamoebida; Endamoebidae. The coding region runs from base 1 to 684 and encodes 227 amino acids. The transcript is spliced from 3 exons. The record is from RefSeq and is a predicted model, not a curated record.
AUGACAAAAGAAGAACAAAUCUUCUCUUCAAUAACACCCCCAUCAAUCUAUAGUCAAGACUACGUUACUGGAAAACCAAAUGAAAAAUGUAGUUGGUGUAAUGAAAAUAAUGAAAUAAAGUCAUUUACUAUCGUUACGGUUGGAGAUGAGGGAGUUGGAAAGACGUGUUUAAUUAAUCAACUUUUGUAUGGUUAUUUUAAAGACAACAAUAAAUCAACAAAUUGUAAUACAAAGAGUUAUUAUGUUGAUGAUAAAGAAGUAUUUCUAAAUGUAUGGAAUUAUAGUGGUAAACAACGAAACUCAAUGGUUUCAAAAAGUUAUUAUUCUAGCGCAAAUGCGGUUAUCGUAGUAUUUGAUAUUUCUGAUAGAACAACAUAUGAAAGUGUUAAAGGAUGGUUAAAAGAUGUUGGGUAUUAUGCACCUAAAGAUAUUAUUAAAUAUCUUAUAGGAAAUAAAACUGAUUUAGCUGCAAAUAGAAUUGUUUCUAGUCAAGAGGCAGAAGACCUUGCUAAAAGAGAAGGGUUUGAAUAUAUUGAAACAAGUGCUAAAUCAAAUAAUAAUGUAGAUGAAUUGUUUCAACAAAUUGGAAGAUUAUUAGUUCAAAAUAAUUUAUUAAUAACAACAAAUACACCACAACCAUUUCCUAAAUUAAAGAAGAAAACACAGUGUUGUAUUAUUGUAUAA